AGCAGCUGCGUGGAGAAGAAGUCACCCCUCCAUCCAUCCGCCAUGUAAAGCGCUCGAGGCGCCCACGAGACGCGCUGCAGGAGCCCAGAGUGAACCCGGUGGUGUGAUGAUGGCUGGAUUGUGAUGUUGGACUGACAUUUCAGAUCUGCUCCUUCUUCUGUGCUGCUGAUUUGGACAGGAGGAGGGACACCGGAGGCUCCGCGCGCGCGCUUUGUUCACUUCUGUCUCCUCGCGAGCGGUGGAACCGGCGGCUUUCUUUUCCUCUUGCUUUUAUAAUUACAUCGCUAUCUUCUUUUUCUUCUCUCUCUCUCUCUCUCUCUCUCUCUCUCUCUCUCUCUCUCUCUCACUCACUCACCCACUCUCUCAUUCUUUCUUGCUUUCUUUUUUCUUGUCCUUUUUCCAUCUUUCCAUCUCUCUCUCUCUCUCUCUCUCUCUCUCUCGGAUCACCAGAAGGAAAAGUGAACGGUUCUCCUACACGACCCUGAAGAACCUGUUCACAUCUUCAUUAAUACGCUGCCGCGCGUGUUUUAUUUCUAAUUAUUAUUAUUAUAUAUUUAUUUGACCUCGGGAACGGAACAGGAGGACGGAGAACCUGCACGGAGGAGAUCUUGGCUUAGCUGCUCGGCUAGCUGGCAUUCCUGUGCACUUCGAGACGCUGGAAAUCUCUAAAAAGAAAAAAGGAUGUUGAUGGAGUGCCGUAUGUCAGGACUUCAGUCUCUUCUGACGAUGUUUCUUCUCCUCUCUCUGGAACAUGAUAUGGCAUUGACUGAAAGUGUGGUGAACAUGCGGAAGGUGACUCACCAGGUAGAACAGGUUCCACUGUCAGGAACUGCUGUGCUGCCCUGCAUCUUCACCCUGCAGCCCAGUCCAUCACAUGAACCUCAUGAUGCUCCUCGCAUUAAGUGGACCAAAAUCUGGGGCCAUCGUGGGCUUGACGGGUUACAGAGGGAGCAAUCUGUAUUAGUGGCAAAAGGCAACGUGGUGAAGGUGAAGAAAGCAUUCCAGGGUCGUGUCACACUUCCUGGCUACUCUGAGAACCACUACAAUGCCAGCCUGGCGCUGACAGGUCUGAGAUCCAGCGACUCGGGCAUGUACCGCUGUGAGGUAGUGGUGGGUCUUAAUGACGAACAAGACACUGUGCCCCUUCAGGUCACAGGUGUGGUCUUUCACUACAGAGCCCCUCAUGACCGAUAUGCCUUGUCAUACCCUGAUGCUAAGCAUGCAUGUGAGGAAAACUCUGCAGUGAUCGCAACACCUGGCCAGCUGCAGGCUACUUUUGAUGAUGGAUAUGAUAACUGUGACGCAGGUUGGCUCUCUGACCAGACUGUAAGGUAUCCUAUCCAGUCUCCACGUCCUGGCUGCUUUGGCGACCGAGAAGAUUUGCCCGGUGUGAGAAACUACGGCAGUCGCGCCACUGAUGAGCUGUUCGACGUGUACUGCUUUGCUGAGAACCUCGAAGGUGAGGUGUUCCAUGCCAGUGUUCCAGAUAAGUUGAGUCUGGCUACAGCUUCCACUCACUGUCACACACUGGGUGCUCAGCUGGCCACAGUGGGGCAGCUUUACCUGGCCUGGCAGUCUGGACUGGACCGCUGUGACCCGGGCUGGCUGGCUGACGGUAGCGUACGAUACCCCAUCAAUCAGCCACGGCGUAACUGCGGAGGCGAUGAGCCGGGAGUACGCACGCUUUACCUCAACCCCAACCGCACCGGGUUUCCCCACACCGCCAGCCUCUUCGAUACCUACUGCUACAGAGAGAAACAUCUAGAACCAAAGGCACUUCUGCAGAUUUCAGAGACUUCACAGACCUCAAACUCCACAGAUGAUUGGGAACUCCAGCAGAAUGAAGCCUUUCCUCAACCUUCCACCUGGACUGGACUGGUAGACCUGGAUAAGGAAGAGUUUAACUCCAUCGCAGACAACGAGUCCUCUGAGAUAUCAGAAGAGCAUGUGGUGAUCCAUCUCAGGGCUAGAGAGAGUCCUGUGAUCCAGGAAGCACAUGCGUCUAAAGAUCAUUCUCCUCUCAUUCUGGAGCUAUAUGGGGGUUCAGCAAAAGAGGAUCCCGAUGAAAGGGAAGCAUCUGAGGACCACAGAUUGUCCAUGGAACCCUCAUUGACCACACCAUCCACAUCUACACAGGUUCCAACCAGCAAUAGCAUGCUCUUCAACUUUGUUGACUCCUUCAUGAGGCCAUGGAAAUACCGGAAAGGCAGUGCUUCAACUGGAGCUCCUUCAACAGUGUCAAGUCUAUUAAAGGAGACAUCAGAGGAGGUCCAGGACGUCAGGGUGAGACCAGACGGUGGGCUUAAAGGGAAUAAAGGAAGUAUUGAUAAUGCUAUUGUGGAGCCUGAGAGUAUAGAGCUGUCAUCUGAACCCUCCACGGUGUACUCAGAGGAAGGUCUUCUAGAGCAGGAGAAAGAAGUGGUUCUGCCAGUACCAGUCAAAGAGUCGAAGAAUCCCAGCGAGAUCCAAACAGAACCUUCGGUUUCACAAGCAACAGAACCCAGAGGACUAAUUGCGUCAGGACGGAUGGAGGUGAUGAAUCCCACAGCUGCAACGAGUCCCAUGGGUUCCAGGAGCAGUUCUGGCUCCAUGCCAGUGCUGGGCAGUGAGCAGAAAUGGGAGUUUGAGUCUCUGAGAGGAUACUCCACCCCAAACAGUAACGUGAUCUUCACAACUCAGACCAGCGGACUUGUGGAGAACAAACGAGAGGCGAUGGAGAUCAUGACAAUUCCGUUCAGCAGGGACACUCAUGAGAACUACUCUGGUGAAGGAAAGGAUCAUAUCGAUGAGAUUUACUCACUGCCAAAAGUGUCAGCAUCACAGUCCUCCUUACAAAGAGGGCUUUCAGAAGAGUUGAGCGACACUGACGGGAGUGGAGGAAAUGAUUUAUUUAUCAGUAGCACUCACAUGAAGCAGGGAACUCUGGAAACCACUGAGGAACAGAAUGUUCUCUUACAAACAACUGUGCAAUGGGAGCUUCUAGAUCUUCCAACUGGACAACCCUCCCAAAGCACAGGUGUCUCCAAAGAUGCCUUAGGUCCUGAGGAGGCCAGAGGGGAAAUCCUGUACAUUCAUCGUCCUACAGAAAAAUCUGAGACCUUUCCAUUUAAAGUGCAUUUGGUCCAGAAGAAUCUGAACACACAUGCACCUAAUGGAUCUGAAAUCCCGACUCCUUACGUGGCCACCAAUUCAGAACUUAACCAAACAGCAUCAAGUGCUACUGAACAAAUGCCAACAUUUUACAGUGAGAUUCACACGACAGAUGCCACCACUGCUGAAGAUCCGACUACAGAUCCUGCAGAUCCUGCAACAUCAGUGACUCAGUUGCCUGUGGUUCAGGAAGAAACCGAGGAACCACAGACAGAUACGUUUACUACUGAGACCAGUUUAAGACUUGAGACUACAAGUAACACAGUUCAACUCACCACACCAAGUGUGAUGGAAACAUCUCAUCAGAGCGAGACUGAACCAGAAACCCAAACAGCUCCUCCCACGGACAUCACGGUGGGAUUUAACACGAGCACGGCUACAGCUGAGUACGAACACGACUCUUCAGCUUCAUCCGCAGAAGAGGAGCCUUGCCAGACGAACCCGUGUCUGCAUGGGGGAAGCUGUCUGAAAGAAGGGGAAGGGUACAGCUGCCUCUGCCCUCUGGGGUACUAUGGGGAGAGCUGCGAGAUCGAUAUUGACGAAUGCCAGUCGAAUCCGUGUCAGAAUGGAGGCACCUGCAUUGACGAGAUCAACUCUGUGGUGUGCCUGUGUUUGCCCAGUUACGGAGGAGCCAUGUGUGAAAAAGACACUGAGGGUUGUGAUCAUAGCUGGAGAAAGUUCCAUGGUCAUUGUUACAGAUACUUCAUUCACAGACUGAACUGGGAAGAUGCGGAGAAAGAUUGCAGAGCGCACAAUGGCCACCUGGCUAGCAUUCACACCAGAGAAGAGCAGGACUUUAUCAACAGUAUGAGUCACGAGAACACUUGGAUCGGUCUGAAUGACAGAACAGUGGAGGAGGAUUUCCAUUGGACUGAUAACAUGGAUCUGCAAUAUGAGAACUGGAGGGAGAACCAGCCUGAUAAUUUCUUCGCGGGAGGAGAAGACUGCGUAGUGAUGAUCGCCCAUGAGAAUGGCAAAUGGAACGACGUGCCCUGCAACUACAAGCUGCCCUACAUCUGCAAGAAAGGCACAGUGCUCUGUGGUCCUCCUCCUCCAGUGGACAACGCCUUCCUGAUUGGACGAAAGCGUUCACACUAUGAUAUCCACUCGGUUGUGCGUUAUCAGUGUGCUGACGGUUUUCUCCAGCGCCACGUUCCCACCACCAAGUGUCGCGCCAGUGGGAAAUGGGACCAUCCCAAAAUCCUGUGUACCAAGUCUCGGAGAUCUCAUCGCUAUCGGCGCCAUCAUCACAAAUCUCAUCAUGAGCGCAGAAAGCACAAAAAGCACGGCUCGGCCGCUCACCGGGGCAGAGCGCAGGGUCACGGCCAUUUCUAACCAAAAACAAACCCCACGCCUCUGUGUCCCACAGAAGUUCUCCUGAAGUUUGUUUCUGCACUGUCUGAACCGUUCUGUUUCUUUCAUCACCCUCAAUCCCUCAAACCUGUGAUCCCAGGGUCAGUGUUCGACCUUCUAUAGACUACAGUGACUCCAACGUUUCCCUGCGUUCUGUUUGUUUCGUUUUUUUAUCCUCAAUCUGUUUAUCUGUCCAUCAUUUCUACUCAAAAUGUUUCCUGAAGUUCCUUCACACCCCUAAGAGAUAUAAACUUUUGGUGUACUGUACUUUUACAUGAGCAGGUGUAAGAGGUGGCAGUUUGAAAUCCAGUGAGAAAUCGUGAUCAUGUUGUACUGCCACUGAUUGAUCUUACAGAAGUGUGGAAACUCUGAGUGUUUUAUGGUGUUUGAGACGUCUGCGUGUUCCUUUUGUUUCUAUGCAACAAAUAAUGUAACUAAUGUAACAUGAUUUUUUUGAACAAACAAAUCCAUAAAUGAUCAGAACUUUAUUUUCAGUGAAAAAUCCUCCCUUAUCCUGAAGAGCAGCUUUACACACUCAGCAUCCCGACACUUCCUUUCUCCAAACAUUCAGCUGAAAUAUCUGCUGUGCCUCAUGUCUUCAAAGAUGUUCUUGACUUUUUUGUGAUGCAGUUCAUCUCAGAGCAGUUCAUUAGGAUUGAGGUGCGGUGACUGGGCAGGUGGUUCCAUGAUAGAUAUCACUUCAGACGUCUGUCUGCUCUCUAAAUAACUCUUACAGAACUCAGACGUAUUCGUUGCUUCGUCUCAUCGUUGGUUGUACGGCGAAGUCGGUUCCAAUGAGCCGCAGUGCAGACGGAACUGCACGGUGUUGAGGUGUGGAACUGGAGACGUGUUGGUUCAGGAUUUCAUUCGCUUUCCGGAACAUUCUCUGCUCCAAAACAACCCCAAACCAUUAAAUCCUCCACCUUCAUGUGUGAGUGUGGGGGUGAAGGAGUCUGAUCACAUCUUCUCUCCUGUUCUCUAUCAUACACAAGAUCUUCAGAUGGAGAACAGGUCCCUUUUGGACAAUGUCCCUUUUGGACUCCACAGAACUUUCAUCCACUCGUUCACUGACACGUCACUGUGUUUUUUUGCUUUUUAAUGAGUUUGUUGCACAGAAACAAAGGGAACAUUCACAUGUCUCAAACACCACAAAACACCUCCCACAGUUUCCAGACUUUUCACAGACUCUGGAUAUUUACAGUUUCUUGAUCUGCUUGAUUUUGUUUAUAGUUUUAAAGACUUUAGUUAAACUAAAUGAUCAUUUUCGUUUUGGAUCAGUAGAUUUUUGUGUUUUGUUUAAAGGAAUUAUUCUGAUUAUUCUGAUUUCGGAAGGUCGAUUAGGCAACACUCUGGAAUCUUCUUUCUGUGAAAAGUGAAAUAAAAAAAUAGUUCGGCCAAAAACAUCAGUCACAUUCGUUGCACUAUUUAAAGUACGAUGCCUUUCCCCUGUCAUUUAUUUAUUACAUUCACACUCAAUACAUUCCACCACAGGACACGUUCCCAGCAUGUUCUCUUUCUAGCAGCCCUUUAGCUUCUUCUAAUACAGAAAUCAGGCAUUUUCUAUCUCUUGAAUGUUUGGUGAAUUAUCUUAAAUAGUUCAGGAGUGAAUUAAAGUUCAGAUCUCUACAUCACUGUAGACGUCAACGGUCCCACACCGAUAUGCCUAAAUGUCUCAUUGGAAAAAAUGGAGACGUCCCUCACUUCCACUGUGAGCUACAGCUGAUGACAUGGAGGUUAAAAGUGUAAACGUAGCCUCAGGAGACUCAACAUCUAACAGGACUGUUUGGAAACUCAAAGCUCGUUUGGAAACUUUUCUGCUUUUUUAAAGGACCAGGUGCGUGUCCUGUUUGCUCAAAGAAGGUUACAGCAGCUGACUGGAAUAAAACCUGCACCAGUUUUUUUGCCUUUCUCUCAUCGUUACCAUGAAAGAAAAAGGCCACACUUUCAUAUACUCCCUUCUUUACACCCCCCCCCCUCUCUCUUUCUCCCUCUAUCCCUCUCUCCCUCUAUUCCUCUAGAGAUUACACUUCCCACUUUGCAUCUUCUCCCCUCGAGUCAUUGCCCCCAUUGUUGCCUUUAUUCAGCUUGUCUAUGACAAGGGCGUGUGGAAGGUGAUGGGAAACAGCACGCUUUUAUUCCUCAGCAUGUUUAAUUAAUUAAGAUGGAGAUUAUCUCCAUGUUGUCUGUUCUUUUAGCGACGCUGUAAUGGACAUAAAACUUCACCCACUUCACUUAAGAUAUUACUUUUUGAUCUGUUUAUGGAAAAUAUCAGACCUGCAUUGGAUUUACUUCUGAAGCUGAUAUUUAUUGACGGCAGUAGAACAAAUCAAACGGCACCCAGAAGGUUUAGUAUUAAACAGCAGGUCGAUUCUGAUCAGAUUAAAAAAAGUUUGAUUUGAAAAAGUAGGAGAACUCUCUAAUAUCCUUUACCUUAAUAUUGUGUUCUAUAAACAGCUUUACACUCUUUACAGAAGCAUAAAGGAGAGUCAGAUGAUGGCAGCAGGCUCCUAAUUAUGGAAAUGAGUCUGUAAAUGAGGGACGCUCAUGGCUGUUCGGUGGAGAGCUUUCUACAGAGCUUGAAGAGUCAGCUGAGGCUUUCCUGAAGAAACUCUUCUGACUAAUUACUACAGAACCUCUGAAAGUUUUUGAGUAGCAUCAGAAAACUGCUUUGGUUUUUGGUGGUAGCUUCAGUUAAGAAACAUUCGUCUCCUAUGCAAUAUGAUCUUAUAGUGGGCGUGAAACAGAGAGCGGCUCCGUCAUCAAAGGUCAGAGUUUGAAAUUCACGAUGGAAAUGUCUACAUACGGAAGUGCAGAUUUUCUAAGAGGUUUUCUUUUUCGUUUAUAUAUUAUAGGUGUUUAAAAGGAGGGCAGUGAGUGAGCUAGGGGAAAAGGAGUGACCUCUAUUUCGUCUAGACUCUGUGUCAGAUUCGAACAUCUAUCAUCCACGUGACUGCACCAGUGUGUGGAGCUUAUCUCCUGCUCAUUGCUUUAUCUUAGCCUGAGGAGGGCUCUGCUUAUGGGCUUUUAUAAAGAUAAUGAAGGAAGACGAGAUGUUUAAACGGCACAGGUUGUUUAAUAUGUAUGUAAAUUUGACCCUGCAGAAGAUCCAUGUGCUCGCUCUUUCACAGCAGUAUAAUGAGGCAUGUACACUGGAGCUCAGACUGUCAGAGAGACAACGCAAGCUGAGAUUCAGGAACAGUGUUAGUCAUCUGAUCCUCAUCUCAUGUGCAGCGGCGGUUAAUCAAAGCACAGAUCCACAUCCUGCUUUCAUUUAUUGUACAUAUUUGAUUUGGUUAAUUUAGUUCUUAUCACCUUUAGUCUGAAACUCUGGAUUCAUAGUCAUUUCUUCACUGAGGUGCUUUUAUACGUUUUCUAACCUGCAGCCACCUGCAUUUUCUCUUCAUUCCACUUGUAGAACAAGAUCAUAGAGUAAAUUAGGAUUUGGAAGCUAUUUUCUGAAAAAGUAAAGGUUUGGCUCCAGUGUGAGUUGUAGUUGAAACACCAGCCGCUACUCUGAUGAUGUAUAAAGCUCUGCUGCACCAACACUCACCUCUGUAAUGUACAUAUUCUCGACCUUUCUACUUUUUCAUUUCCUGUCAUUUCUGUUUUUUUUUCUAAAGAACUCUGGAUGUGUUUGUUGCUUAGUUAUGGAUCACAAUCACACAGUCUAACUCACCAUCAGUCGCAGUGGUGUUUCCUGUUCCAGCUGCUGAUGUUGAGGCAGGCUGUGUGAAAGUGCUCCAUGUGUAUUGAUCAGUAUUUAUAGGUGUUGAUGAAUUCUAGUCCUGUCGUUGUGUUACAUUCUUUACCUGACAGAUGAUCGAUUAAAAUCAUUUUAUGGAUCA
Silurus meridionalis is the source of this 8348-nucleotide messenger RNA. RefSeq names its product neurocan b (gene ncanb). The record is from RefSeq and is a predicted model, not a curated record. Lineage: Eukaryota; Metazoa; Chordata; Actinopteri; Siluriformes; Siluridae. Gene Ontology annotation, molecular function: calcium ion binding; hyaluronic acid binding. Gene Ontology annotation, biological process: cell adhesion. The coding region runs from base 682 to 4485 and encodes 1267 amino acids. The transcript has 15 exons.